This is a messenger RNA of Sceloporus undulatus (fence lizard), 1531 nucleotides long. Its product is annotated as pantetheinase-like. The record is from RefSeq and is a predicted model, not a curated record. Gene Ontology annotation, molecular function: hydrolase activity, acting on carbon-nitrogen (but not peptide) bonds, in linear amides. The coding region runs from base 172 to 1392 and encodes 406 amino acids. The transcript is spliced from 7 exons. NCBI's taxonomy places the organism in Eukaryota, Metazoa, Chordata, Lepidosauria, Squamata, Phrynosomatidae.
GUCCAGCCAGAAACCUAAGACAGUAGGUGGAGCAGAAACCCAGGAGCUGGUGCAGAAAAAGAGAUCUGUAAAAAACAAUACUUACACUUUUCUGGCUGUCUGAUCUUUCAGUCCUGCUAAAACAUUUGUUUUGGAGUUUUGAACUGCACCAAGUAGACAAGAACCAUAGCAAUGAUCUCUUUUCGAUCUUCAUGGCAUAUGUUUGUUUUCAUUCUUGUGAUGGGCACAAGAGCCUUUGCCAUGGACACAUACACUGCAGCUGUAUAUGAGCAUGCUGUUAUACUGGCAAAAAAUCCCUUGGAGCCUGUUUCAUCUGAAGAAGCCUUAAAAUUGAUGAACAAAAAUAUGGAUGUCUUGGAAGAGGCCAUCAAAUCAGCAGCAAAACAGGGCGCACACAUCAUUGUAACUCCUGAAGAUGGUAUAUAUGGCUUUGGCUUCACGAGAGAAACACUUUAUCCCUACUUGGAGGACAUUCCAGAUCCACAGGUCAACUGGAUUCCAUGUACUGACCCAGAAAGGUUUGGGUCUUCCCCAGUACAGAAAAGGCUGAGCUGCCUGGCAAGGCACAACUCGAUCUAUGUGGUUGCCAACAUUGGGGAUAAGAAACCCUGCAAUUCCACUGAUCCUAAGUGCCCUAGCAAUGGUCAUUACCAGUAUAACACAGAUGUUGUAUUUGACUCAGAUGGAAAACUGGUGGCACGUUACCACAAGUUCAAUCUCUUUAUGAUAGAGAAACUGCAGUAUGAUUCCCCUAAAGAGCCUGAACCUGUGACCUUCACAACUUCCUUUGGCAAAUUUGGUCUAUUCACAUGCUUUGAUGUCCUAUUUCAUGAUCCUGCUGUGACCCUGGUGAGCAAGCUCCAUGUAGACACUAUCCUCUUCCCUACUGCCUGGAUUAAUGUCCUUCCACAUUUAACUGCUGUUGAAUUCCAUUCUGCCUGGGCUAUGGGCAUGCGUAUCAAUUUUCUGGCAUCUAAUAUUCAUCUUCCUAGCCGAAAUAUGACAGGUAGUGGCAUUUAUGCACCAGAUGGAUCCCGAGCAUACUAUUAUGAUCUUGAAUCAAUGAAUGGACAUCUUCUGAUUGCAAAACUUGAUUCCCAUCCAUCUCACUCUCCCAGCUAUCUUCCCUCUCUUAACUGGAGCUUGUAUGCUACAACUAUGGAAAUGUUCACUCAGAGUCAUAAUUUCACAGGAUUCAUUUUCUUUGAUGAAUACACUUUCUCUGAGCUCACCAAUGAAGCUGCCAAUAUUACAGUGUGCCAGAAAGAUCUUUGCUGCCAUUUAAACUACAGGAUGACAGAAAGGAGAGAAGAUGAACGUUAUGUGCUUGGUGCAUUUGAUGGCCUUCAUGUGGUCGAAGGAGAAUAUUACUUACAGAUCUCACAUUGUUGAAUGUGGAAGCAUGGACUUACAAACAUGUGGUGAAUCAGUGACAACUGCUCACACCCAUUUUGAUUCCUUUCUCUCAGUGGCACCAUUUAGUACAAACUAUGUAUUUCCAGAAGUCCUGCUCAGUGGUGUUCAGUUGGCG